CUCCUCCUCCUCAUCCUCCUCAUCCUCCUCCUCGGGUCGCCUACGGCCCCGGGGGACACCGUGUAUUAGGCCAGGGGUCCCAUUUUUUGGCUUGAGCAAUGUCCUGUUCCCCUGCCAGCACUAGUCUCUCCUCGCACCCCGGGGACUCGGACGACCUCGACGAGCUGCCGCUGAUGGUGCCGUGGCGCUCCCAGAAGAUGGACGACAUCGACUCCAAGCUCGCCGCCAUCGAGGGCUCCCUCAGCGAGGCUAGGGCGGCGCACGGGGCGCCGAUGUCGAGGACGCUGACCGAUCCUGGCGCGAGGGUGGCCUCGGUGAGGAGCACCGCGCCAGCAUCGCCGCACGGCCGCUCGGCCUUGCAGGCGCGCGCGCGGCCGGCGGCUCUGCCUGGCCGCCCCGCUUCGCAGGCGCACCGCAAGCUGCCAGCGCCCCUCGGCGCCUCCGCGCCGGCCCGGGCACGGGGCGGAGCGGCGAGCCCGCCGAGCCGGCGGGGCGCGGCGAGGCGGGCGCGCGGCGGGCUCGCGGAGCCCGGGGCGGGGACCCACAAGGUCGUGAAGAUGCGCACUGGCCCCGCAGGCCCGAGUCCAGGAGCAGCCCCGCGGCCCGGCCGCGCCGAGGCCCGGGACGCCGAUGCAGGCCCAGUCGGGAAGACGCGCACGUCCCCGCCAGCGCUGCGGGACUGACUGGCGCACGCACCCCGGGUGGGGUCCGCGGAGUAGCGGUAUCGGUACUUUUUUUUGUGUUCCCUAGUCUUCGGCGCCAGUUUUCCGACGAUUUGGCGUUUCCAGUCCCGGCAGGUGUCUUCGAUCCCGGUCCUUGGGGCCGCCUGUGGGGCCCGUGGGCGAUCAAACAUGGAUCCUGGACGAAAAACUGCCCCAGGGAGAGGGUCGGGCCUUCUUCGAGGCCUCGCGCUGAGAAAAUCACAUCGUCGGACACGGCCAGGAUUUGGUUCUGGAGAGUGCCUGCGAAGUUCAGUUGUCCCCGUUGCGCGUUCGCCCUUCAUUUUCCUCCCAGGCCGUUGUCAUCAACGGUUGUAGGUUUUAGCGUACUUCGGCGGCCCUCAGUGUGGGCUGUACAUCACAGCGCCACACGUAGGCCUGCCGACCAGAUCGCAAUUGUGUACAGACCGCACGCAUGGUUAAACCAUGCAACUCGUGCAGACUGUUUUGGUUCGGGUAGGUUGUUUGGUUUGUUUCACCCGCUGAUGUGCCAUGAAAUUGUGCGCGUCCCAAGCUUAUUCCUUCGUCCCGCCUGUUCCUCAUUCCCUCCUCCCA
This is a messenger RNA of Prorocentrum cordatum, 1274 nucleotides long. Lineage: Eukaryota; Dinophyceae; Prorocentrales; Prorocentraceae. The record is from the annotation of a GenBank genome assembly.